AUGGAUACUAUUCAGGCUUCAUCUUGUGAAAAUAAUCUAAAGCAAGUUUUGACAUCCAAAGAAUGUGAACCAACAAAUUUUAGAAAUAACUCUCACUCUGCCAGAAUACUGGAAGAUUUACAAUCUCUACGCAAAAAUGAAGUUUUAUGUGAUAUUAGAAUUGAAACAGAUGAUGGAUGUAUAACGGAAGUGGUUAAAAGUGAUGAGUUCCUAUCUUUAUCUUCCCAAGAUGUGGUUAAGAUUAUCUCUUGUAAUGACCUUGCUGUUCCAUAUGAAGAAAAAGUAUUGGACUGUGUUAUGAGAUGGGUAAAUCAUGAUUUGGAUCCCAGAAAAGAUUUUGUGCCAGAAUUAAUGGAACAUGUUCGUUUGCCAUUAUUAAAGCCUAAUAUAUUAUUUAAAAUAUCUGAAGAACCUCUUCUAAAAAAUAGUCCUAAAUGUAAAGAUUAUGUAUAUGAUGCAAUACAAUUUAAUCUACAAAAAUCAGUUGAGCAUUUCACCAUUCCAAAAACAAUUAGAUGUAAACCUAGACAGUUUGGUGUUUCUCAAAAAGUUAUUUUAAUGUUCAACCUGUCUGAUACAUCGCCAAAGUGUUAUACAGAAUGUAAUCAAAAAUGGAGAACAGUGUCUAGUAUGUCCACUGAAAGAUGGGAUUUGGGUGUUGGUGUACUCAAUAAUUUAUUAUACGCGGUUGGGGGUGCUGGUAAUGGUAAAUGUUUGACAUCUGUGGAAUAUUAUGAUCCCACACUUGACACAUGGACACCAGUUGCAGAUAUGUCUGCAUGUCGUCAAGGUGUUGGUGUAGGAGUCUUGGACGGUCUUAUGUAUGCUAUUGGUGGCUAUGGUGGAAAGUAUCUUAAAAGUGUUGAGGUUUAUAGACCGAGUGAUGGAGUUUGGUCGUCUGUAGCUGAUAUGGAAAUAUGCCGAUAUCGUCCUGGAGUAGUGGCAUUAGAUGGGCUAUUGUAUGUUAUGGGUGGAGAAUCUGAUGAACCUAUCAAUGAUACUGUAGAAAUUUACAACCCCAAAACCAAUACUUGGACCAUGGAGAGAUUGUCAAGAAAUGGAGUACAAAUUUAUGGUGGAGUAGUUGUUGAUAGACCACCAAAUUGUAUUAACUAA
Molecule: messenger RNA, 1116 nt
Organism: Macrosiphum euphorbiae (potato aphid)
Lineage: Eukaryota; Metazoa; Arthropoda; Insecta; Hemiptera; Aphididae
Source: the annotation of a GenBank genome assembly